This is a messenger RNA of Parnassius apollo (apollo), 2970 nucleotides long. NCBI's taxonomy places the organism in Eukaryota, Metazoa, Arthropoda, Insecta, Lepidoptera, Papilionidae. The record is from the annotation of a GenBank genome assembly.
AUGGAUACUAAAAGAAAAAAUAGGAAAACUGCAACAAAUAGUUACAACCCGCUUAAAUGUUUACAAAUAAAUCUAGAUAGAGAAUACGCAGCGACUAACGAAUUGUUUAAGUAUGUGACGGAUAAUCAGAUUGAAAUAGUGUUUGUUAACGAGCCUUAUGUUGGAAGUGGCACCUAUAUGAGACGUUGCCCCGGCUACCAUAUUCAUCAGUUUUCAACUAAACAUCAUGUCAAAGCAUGCAUACUCAUCAAACAAAAUAUCGGGAGUUCGUUGGGCAUCUCAGAAGACUCCACUUCCAACAUUUGUAUAGUACAAAUAACUACAAACGGCAAAAAAAUAUUUCUUAUCAGUGUAUACGUUGAACCAAAUACUGAUGAAAGUAACACAAUUAAUACAUUAGAGCUCUUUCUACAAAAGACAAAAAAUUACAGCCAUAUCAUUUGUGGUGACUUCAAUGGCUGGCACCCUUUAUGGAACUCAUCCAGGGCAAAUCGGCGAGGAAAUAUUAUAGCAGACUUAUUAACCACUAACGAUCUUAACCUUUGUAAUUCUGGAAAUGUACCAACAUUUGAGACUGUUACUCACAACAUCCAUCGAGAAUCCAUAAUUGACCUUACUUUAACCUCCAAUCUGUCAUCAAAUCGAAUCAGUAACUGGAAAGUUGAUAUAGAAGUCUGCCCAUCCUCCGGUCAUAACGCAAUAACUUUUGAAUUAUUGAUAAAUAAAAACAGUAUACCCAAGCCAAAGAAACUAUCCACGUUCAAAUAUCAUACCCAAAAUGUAAAAUGGGAACAAGUCCACACAACUUUCAAAGAAGAAGUUGAAAAAAAUAUAGAUUUAAAUGUAAACAUAGAACAAUUCAAUAGUUUUGAACUAGAACAAUUCAUAGGCAAUUUAACAUCAGCUAUACAAAAAUCUUGUGAUUAUCUGUUUCCACAAAAAGGAGGAGCACGCAAUAGAGCAAUAUGGUGGAAUGACGAGCUAGAGCAGCUGAAACAAAAAGUUAUCAAGAAUCAUCAUAGGAUCCAGCAAUUGAAACGACGGAAAAAAUCAUUAACCGAAGUGAUAGAAGAAAAGACAAAACUAAAGACAGAAUAUGCGCAGGCAAUCAAAACUGUAUCAACCAACCAUUUCAGAGAGUUUUGCAAUAAACAGGGGAAGGAAGAUGUUUGGAGUGUCACUAAUAGGCUUCUUAAAACUACACCUCUAACUCAACCACCAACGACACUAAAAACGAAAGCAGGCAACUACACCUCAACCACCAAGGAUACCGCAGAAACAUUGUUAAACGAGUAUUUUCCUGAAGACGAACCUGACAUAAGCUCUAGACACAUGGAAAUACGCAAAAUGGCGGACAAACCAAAGAAAACAGCAACUGGCAGUACAGAUAAACCACCUUCAAUCAAAAGGAAAACUGUGACAAAAGCCAUAAAGGGCUCCGGCCAAGUUCAUACCGAUAUAGACACAAAGACAGCAGAGUUACCAACUCAGGAAACACAGGGUGAAAAGGUUUUGAACCUCUUGGAAAUAGAGGAAGCCGAAAAACUGCACCACCAGACAGGGUGGGGUGCAGAAAAGGAUGAACAGGGACCGCAGACCUCAGACUUGCUUUACUCUUCACCAAAUCUCGACGAGGCAACAUCAUCAUCUCCUGUGUUAUCAAGGACUGGUGCAAGCCUCUUACGAAUACGCACACAGAUUAAACAGGCGAGGGCUGCAGAAGCCAAAGAAGCCCUAAAAAUGUUGUCGGAGACUGAAGACACCGCAGAGUCGGAUAUUGACAGUGGAGACACUAACACGUCCCUCAAUACUUCCACGAGGUCGAUUGGAGGAAACCGGAUGCUCCUUAAUGAUUUGCCCAGACAUGCCAAUGAAGUGCUGCAAAGAACGAAGGCAGAGCUGGAAAAAUCUGGAAAUCUAAAGAGGGAAAUCCGGGAAAGUGUCGUCUCGGGGAUGUAUACAUUAUAUGAAAUGGUCCUCAAAUUGUCUGAUUCGAGAAUUUUACACAUUCUUGAAUCCAGCAAACAAAAACUAAAUGUCUCACGUGAAUCAGAAAGGCUCACACAAAGGCAUGCAAGGUUCAUGCACGAGACUUUAGGACAAUAUGCUAACUUAAAAGAGAACGUAGAAAAGCUUUUGAAAGAAACAGAAUCUACCCGAUCAAUUGUCUCGUAUGACCUUUGUGAGGCGGUAACGGCAACAAAGAAAGAAAUCGUCAAUGUACGUAAAGAAAUCACCCUAGGUUCAUCCAUCUCGAGUCAGAUGCAAUUCUUGAUGGAGGAACUAAAACAACUUCGCGCGAACACCGACACCCUUAAGAACCCUACUCGUCAAGAAAUUGACUUAUCUCGCUUCGCCGAAGAGCUGCAGGAACUCCGUCAGGCGGUUAGAGAACUCACCAAAGAUAGGGUAAUCCCGCAGACACAAAGUAGUGAACACAGCCCAGAGAUACCAAACCAAGAGAUGUUAUCGGAAAAACAUCACAAAAAAUUUAUCGAGGAACUUCAGGAUCAUAUCUCAGAAAUCAAAGCACAAAUAACAGCAGAGGUAGCAGAAUUAAGGCACGAAAUCCUGAAGAUAACGAGAGAUAUCAAAGGAAUAACUGAUGCCUCAUUCAAUUCUCAGCUACCCUCAGUCCAGGCAAACCUGGAAGAACUGAGAAGAGAGACGAGAGAACUGCGAGACACCACGGUGGAUUCAGCAGCUCCAAUUAGAGUUGCAAUAGAGAGCCUCAGAAAAGAGCUAAAGAACCAACCAGGUGUAAAUGAAGCAGACUUCACUGGUAACAACUCUCAACUAAAAGGGGAUGAUAUAAACGAUUACGAGAAAAGAGAUCAAGCAACAGUAUUCAAGCAUAAAAGCUUCACACGUACAUUCUCAGAGGUGGUGAUGAAGCCGCAUUAUCCGGUGAUAGUGGAAUCGGCUGACCCUAGGAACACUAGCGAUGAUAUCAUAAAACAGGGUAACUGA